Messenger RNA from Aureobasidium pullulans EXF-150, 1118 nucleotides. RefSeq lists its product as uncharacterized. The record is from RefSeq and is a predicted model, not a curated record. The coding region runs from base 401 to 970 and encodes 189 amino acids. Lineage: Eukaryota; Fungi; Ascomycota; Dothideomycetes; Dothideales; Saccotheciaceae. The transcript is spliced from 2 exons.
AAGAUCUCAGAGCUCCGCCAUACAAUCCUGCUACGAUCUCAACUCUUACUGCCACCUCAUUUCCUUCACUCGCAUAGCUCUCUUGCCUUUCUGGGACACCUCAAUCAAGGUGUCGACAUCGCCACAUUGCAAAGCGCGCGCCACCAAACCUCCGAAGUGAAUACGACAGACAUAUAAGCCUUCCGACGCUUCGCUCUCCUACUUCAACCCUCUUUGUCUUAGCACACUCUCUUUCCUUCAUCAACCACUCCGCGCAGACAGAUUUGGCAGGAUCCAUAUCACAGCGCGUUCAGAUCUCGACCCUCAGCCCGAAGAGAGACACAGAUCUCCACUCCAACACCGAAGAUCUCAUACGACUUUCACAUAUUUGAGAUCUGUCCGUCGCUCCACCCUGCCCACGAUGGCGCUUUCACCAGCCCAGCUCAAGAUUCAGCCGUUGAUCCAAUCGCUCGUCGCCGCAUUCCCAGCCAAUGCCACCCAAUCAAAUCAAGAUCUCUUCAUAUCUAUCUAUCUCGAAACUAAAGACGACGGCACACCAACUAUCGAGAAGAUCAAGGCAAUUGUAGCCGCGCUGGCCUCGGGUGAUUUCCACUUCCCAGCUACCGUCAAGAUCUGGAAGCCUUUGCUGUACUUCGUCCAGCACUUUGCGUGGCUCUACUACCCCGUACGCGGCUCCAAGAAGACCAAGCACAGACUGUAUGUUGGCAAGGUCAUAUCUGCACUGGGACACGAGCAGCACGUCUGGGCCGAGAUCUCUGGAGGCAACAGUUGGACGUUGAAAAUGUACGUGAGUCUUCACGAGACCCGCGUGGAUGGCAAAUCCACUCUGUGGGCGUGGAAAAGAGGCGAUCGUAUGUGCAUGACAUGGUACUGGCCCCUCCAGAAGCUGUUCAGACUCGGCGACUUCCCCAAGAAGGACUUUGGCGACAAAAAGGAGGAAGAUUACGGCACGACGUAUGCUCUUANGUAGAUCCCAACACCACGACUGGCCAGAACUUGGACCGUACACCUGCUACAGCCCCAUCCUUGGUACGUUCUGGUGAAUGGGGUUUGAGGACCUUGUCUGCCGCAGAACGAGCUAGGUGGCCUGCUGGUUAUACUGUGGGCCACCUUGGUGA